This is a messenger RNA of Mercenaria mercenaria, 10429 nucleotides long. Its product is annotated as daf-12-interacting protein 1-like. Lineage: Eukaryota; Metazoa; Mollusca; Bivalvia; Venerida; Veneridae. Gene Ontology annotation, biological process: regulation of transcription by RNA polymerase II. The transcript is spliced from 21 exons. The coding region runs from base 102 to 8762 and encodes 2886 amino acids. Gene Ontology annotation, cellular component: chromatin; histone deacetylase complex. Gene Ontology annotation, molecular function: chromatin DNA binding; histone H3K9 demethylase activity; transcription coregulator activity. The record is from RefSeq and is a predicted model, not a curated record.
UACGCAGCGUAAUCUUGUGAGUAGACAUUCCAACGGAUAAUUUAGCAAAAUUCUCUGGAUUUUGGAAUAUAUUUACUCAAUAUGGAUACGUAAAGUGUAAUAUGGCUUGCCGCUAUAGGGAAGAGUUGGUUGGAAAACGUUUUAUCUCCGUUCGGAGCCCUCAAAAGCUUAAAAUCCAAAAAAUAUCUGAGUGGGAAUGGCGGUCCGGAGUUGUACGGGCCGUAUCCAGCAAAGAUUCGAGCAGUCUCGAUUUAUCAGUUUUGAUCGAGUUUGAUGAUAUAGACUGGACACGUCGUGAAUGGGUACGUGUCCAUGAUAUCUUCCAGUUGUUCCUUGUGGAACAUACUUUGGUCUGGGCGGAGAGGCCAGACCCUGAUAAGCCUCGUCAGUCACUGUCUUGGCCAGGACUGAGUUUUCGAGCUGUGGUGGACAAGGCUGGUUUGGCAGGAUGUAAGAGAAAGCCAGUGGAAUUCCUUGUUGACAGAUUUCUAGGACUUGUUGAAGAGAAAGAGAUACAGAUCUUUCAGGAAGGUGACGAGAACACUCACCCAACUGCGUUUGUGAGACGUGAAGUACAACAUAGUCUGAAGGAAUGGUUGGACUACCAAGAUGGUCAGAAGAUCUUGCUCACAACUCCAACCGUACUUGUAGGGUACAGACUAGAGGUUUAUCGUGCAGAGGGUACAACGCAAUGGUACACAGCAGUCAUACAAUCAUAUAAUCACACUUCAAAGACAUUAUCAGUUACAGAUGACACUGUAUUGGAAGAACACAAUGAGGACCCCACACUGAUACAGAUGCACCUCAUAGAUGAUGGAGUUGUUGAUUCAAUUCUCCGUGGUGUGGAGAUUGGUGGAAUAGCUCCGAGACGACGCCCCCGUGCGGUCAAACAGGAGAAGGAACAACAAAAUUCCUCAACUACAAGGACAAGUAGCUCAUCUGUAACACACACAACUACGUCAUCACGGUGUUUAUUGCCGCCAAAAAAAUCUCGAACUUCACUUCAGUCACCUGCACCGACUUCUACACCUGCCAUUACAUCUUCGAUAACUGCCAUUGCAUCACCAUCAUUAGACGUCUCGGCAAGAACGGAAAUAAAAGGAUUGGAUAAAACAAGUGUGAAACAGAAAACGUCAAAUUCAAAAGACAGGAAGAGGAGAGUAGAAGCACAAGUUGUGUCUGAAAACUUGACUUCCAAGAGGAAAACAAAACCACAGACUCAUAAUAAAACUGAUCUUGUCAAUACUCAGGUUUCUGACUCGGAUAGUAAUCAUCCAGUUAGAGUUUCUCCGCGGAACACUCCGGCGAAGGAACGGAUACGGCCUCAGAGAAAUCGCGAACGUGACAAGGAAAGUGAAGAGUUAGGGGAGAAAAGUGUUGAAAACAAUAAAAAAGAUUCUGCAAAGGAAACUAGUGAAGUGAAGUCAGACACUGAAAGUUUACAAAGUAAGCCCAAAACACCAGCCAGAUCUCGACAGAAAAAGGAUGAUAAGGUAGAAUUACCUUCUUUACGGAGAACUGAUUCGCCUAGAAAUCGUACUGAGUCUCCCAGGGGUACAAGCAACUCUCCUCGGAGACGGUCGUUAAGUAGGACACCAGUGGAAACAGAAGCCGAGUCUGUGAUCAAGCCAAAUUCAGGGAGCUGUAAAAAAGACAAAAAAGCAGAAAAGAGUGAUAGAAAGGUUAAUAGCAGUGCCAAAACAGAUAAAAGUGAUUUGAAAAGUGAUUUAAAUACACCUCAGCCAGUAACUGAAAACCCAAGCUCAACUAAAGCAAAACAAAAGGAUAAUGUAAAUAGUGAGAAAGAUAGCAAGAAUUUAGUUGAGGAAAAAGUCAAAGAAAUUAAAAGUGCUUUGAAAAAGAAGGAAAAAGAAUCAGGGAAUGCUAUAUCAGGGGAAUUAAAGGAGAGAAAAUCCCCACGGAAAGCAUGUCAAGAAAAAGAAGUUAAACGUAAGGAGAAAAAGAAAGACAAUGAAAAUUCUCAGGUAAAAACCACAGACUCCAAAAAGAGUGUAGAUGCGGAAAAAGGAAACUGCAUCGAAAAGGAAAAGACUUCUUUAAAUGAAUCAGGGGAUAAUAUGCACUAUAUAAAAAAGAAACAAUCAUUACUAGCAGGGGGUGCUUCAUCAGGAACACCUCAGAAUAGUGGAAUUCCAACAAGCAUUGACUUUAAUCAGUCUGUUACAGACCAGAUUGCACGUGCAGGAAAACUGUCUUCCUUUAACGGUGACGAAAAGGCUGGAAGUGUGCCAAGUACAUUGUCCUCACCAACUUCUGAUCGUGAAUGUGAAAAUCAGUCAUUACCCAGGGAUAAUAAGCAUAGUGUAGGCUCACUUAAUAGCAGUUUACAAAAUACAAACACUAAUUCCAGUUGGUCUCAGGACGAACGUUGUCUGUCGCGGAAUAGUGACAGUCGUUGCAGUUCUGGACUUAGUGGAGAUGAAGCACAUCGUCCUUCUUCUCGAGUUGAUGAUUUAAAAAGUUCGAAAAGUAGUACUGCUUCAAGUCCAUUAAUUGUUGACAAAAGUGAACCAGUUCAAAUAUACAGGGACCCAGAAUUAAUGAGCAAAAAUCCAGUGCGGAGUAAUGUACCAAGUAUGCAUAAUCCUCACAAAUCAUAUCCACAGGUUCACAAUCCUAUUCCCACACAAGCUUCUCGACCUGCUAGUGUAGGCAUGACCUCAUCUGUACCAUUAUCAAGUGCAAUGGAACGUACAUCUCGAACUCCAGUGAUACCCUCUGUAGCAUAUCCAUCGCCACUACAGAUGGGUCCCUCAAUACCAGGGGCAUCGCUGUCUAGCUUGCUACCUCCGGGUUUGCAUCAGUUAGACCCAGCUACUCUGGCGAUACAUCAGCAGAUUGCAGCUGUACAACAGCAACAACUUGCUGCAUUAGCUGCUUCUGAGCAAUAUCGGAAUGCAUUAUCAAUGUCGUAUCCUCCGCCACGAGGUAGUAUGAACAAAUCACAGCUAGAACAUUUGUGGCAACAGAAAUAUCCGUCUGUGCCAGUACCACCACCAUGGCUACUAGCUAAACACCAGGAUGAUCUCGUGCGUGAGGCUCGAAUUCUGCACGAGCAGCAAGAACAGCAUCUCGUAGAACGUGAACGCCUUGAACGGAUAGAGAGAGAAAGAGAAAGGGACUUAAGGGAACAACGUGAAAGAAAAGAGAGGGAAAGACGAGAGCGUGAAAGAAUGGAAAAAGAAAGACUUGACAGGGAACGUCGUGAACGAGAGAAGGUUGAACAAGAAAGAAUAGAACGUGAACGCUUAGAGCGGGAAAAACAGGAGAAGGACAGACAGGAACGGGAACACAGAGAACGACUGGAGAGGGAACGACGAAUCCUAAAAGAGUCGGUUGACUCUCACGCUGCUGUGGACCAGCAUUUCUCCGAGUCACUCAGAUUGGCGAGUCAAAGGAACUGGAAGAAGCCCCAAAAUCACAACACAACUAUGGACGGUUACCAAUAUCCUAACGCAAACUAUCGUUCAAAAUACAUGGCUGCGCAGACAGGGAUGUGGCCUCAGCCUUCCAUCACACUGGGUACUGGCAAACCCAAACCCGAUCCCCAGCACCCUUCAUCCAAGAUGGGGGAACUUAAACCUGAAGAGAAAAUAAAACAGGAACAGUUACGAGAGACGGAUUUCCAUUACGCAGAGAUGAUGCGUAAACACCAAGAACUUAUGUCCCAGCAGGAAGAAUACAUACGCUACCAGAAAAUGCUUUCUGCCGGAGAUCAUAAGUCGGACAUCAAGCAGGAAAUGCGGAAAGAAAUGGGAUCAGCCCCAUAUGAAAGGCAUUCAAUUAAGCGUGAACCAGGCUCUUCGACUAAUGUGAAGCAGGAAGUUCAGGCUAAUUUUAGUCUUUAUGGGUACAAACCAGAGAAGUAUUCCUUCAUCACCACCGAUCAGUUACAGUCGUAUGAAUUAGAGAAGAUAAAGGGUGAAAAAGGUGUAUUAGACUCUAAAUUAAAUCGUUCUCAGUCACCUCGUAAAAAAGACUUGUCAGUUCCCCCGCCUUUGAUAAAAGACUCAAAACCGUACAGUUCUGUGAUAGUGGAAAACAAAACAAAAGACGGGAGUUUGAAAUCUGCAAGUCCACAGUACACAAGUCAUAUGUCCCCACAUCACCAGCCUAAACCUGCACAUACACCAGAAAGGCCUCAUUCCAGUUCCUCAAGUCCGGGCUCACAUGGAAUGAACCCGAUGACGGCACAUUCACAACAGCUUGCGGCUCUCCGUGCAGAUGCUGUAAGGCAAGGUACAUCCAGAUCUCAGAGCCCAUUGAGAAUAGCCAGCCCUCAGCAACUUUCAGCGGCAGUAAUGGAGCCCAUGGAUUAUAGGUGUAGCCCUAACGUGAGCAAAACGAGAGGAAGUCCAGGCUCAAACCCAGUCUCUCAUCCAUCUAGCGUUAAUUCAUCCGGAUCAUACUCGCCUGCAAUAGCUCAACCACCAGUGUCAUUACCUCACUCAUCAGUUCCAUAUACAUACAGUUUAAUUCAACAAGGACUAGUUCCAAACCCCAUAUAUUCUAACAAUUCCAACGGAAAGGGUGGCGAUUCUCAAAGAACUGUUUCGGUAACUGGCACAGCCCAGGUUCCGAGAGCUGCCCAAUCUCCUCACUCUUCUUACAGAGAACAAAUGCAGCAACAUAGUGCAAUGGGAUCAAAACGUAAAGGCCAGAAAGAAGGUAAUAGUCGUAAAAGACAAAAAGGCAGCGAAGUACAGAGCCACAGCCCUACAGCUUCCAGCAAUAACAAUCCAUUAAAUCUGUCCGUUCCUUGUACCACUCCACAGAUCGUGUCAAACCAGUCACCUUACACAACAAGCAGCGGUAGUGUUCUAUCAUCUGCUAUGUCCACAACACAGGCAGGAACUGCCACGACCACGUCAUCGCAGGCUGUGAUCAAAAAUAGAUUACACGGUCUGACAGGUUUUAUGGACAGUUUUAAAUCCUUUGUUGAAAACACUGUGCAGAAUGCUUUUAUGUCUGAUCCGGAACUCGGUAAGCCGAAAGAAGGUCAGAUUAAAAAGCCACCAAGUGCGGACAACUUACGAGAUCUCCAUCAACAACAUUUACAACAACAACUAACUCACAAACCUCAACCAUAUAAACCAAAAAGUAGUCUUGAAAGGUCAAGUACACCCGUCACAUCACAACAGAGUGCACAAAAUGAGGAAUCUAAUUUAUCAAAUAGUGGAAAUAGUAACUCUGCAAUGUCAUAUGUUGAAAGCAUUAAUCGUGUUGCCAAUGGACAAAUUGACACAGACAGUGAUACCCUAAGUGCUCCUAGUCCCCCACCUCAUUUAAAACAAGAAAAUACACCUUCACCUCAUAAAGCCGCGAAACACCCAAAUUUAAAAAAGGCGUGGUUACAAAGACAUUCCGACGAAGACAAACAAGAAUCGCAGCCACAAGAUCCCGUCACGGGACCAGCUGUUGUGGCGGAUGGUGGUAAUGUGAACCAAAAUAAUCCAUCAGGUGAUCUUGAAAAAGAUAAAGAAGUGAAAAACUGUUAUGUGAAUUGUUCAUACAUAUCUCCAGGUAAAGAUGGUAGCAAGUCGCCUAUAAGUGCUAUUCUCCCAAAUGGAAAUCUGGACAAAUCAGAGACAAAUGAUAGUUCAACAACAUCAGCAUCAGAGACUGAAACACAGGCUACAGACAGUGGUGUAAGUAAUCCUAGAAAACGAGUAAAAAACAAGAAAGAAAGAACUGUCAAUCCAAAGAAAGCUAAGAUUGACUCUGAUGAAAGUUCCUCGGCAAGCACAACGGGUCAGGGCAAAAAGAAAACCAGUCGUAGAAGUAAAGAAUCAAAAACAAAGAACAAUGCCGACAACAUGUCUGAGGAACAGAUCAAGAAAAUUGUUGAAAACUGCCGAGAAUCUGUCAAAGAGAAAGAUCCUAAACAGACAGAGGAAGCUUAUGAUAAAACUUUGGACUCUGAAGAUGCCACAGAACAAAAAACUGAGCAGACAGACAUUGAAACUGAAGAACCCCAAGAUGCUGAAAGUAGCAGAAAGUCUGAUAGAAAGGAAAAGAAGAAAAAUAAGGAAAAGAAAGAUAAAAAGAACAAAAAGGAGAAAGAGAAACAGUUGAAGGAACCAAAAGAGAAAGAGCAAGAAAAGUCUGAAGAGGAAGAAGUAGAGACAGAACCAGUCUAUGUUCCUCCUCCUUCCAUGUUCAAAGAUGCAGAAACCAAAGUUCAACAAAGUACUGUGAUCAAGGAGUUGGUACGAGUUCCAGAUUCAGUUCUCCGCAAGACGUGUGAACCCUUCCUCCAGGACGGAUCUUGUAGCGAAGUCACGCCAAAACUGAUGAAGUGUCGGGAAUGUAAAAUGACUCCUACCCAGCGAGGCAAAACAGUUCCAAAUAUAUUCUGCCGAUUCUACGCAUUUAGAAGAUUAAAGUACAGCCAACGUGGGUUUGUUACUAUUGAUGGAUUCUCCGAGUUAUCGGACGCUGAUCAAGAUGACAUUGACCCGUGGAUCCCAAAGUCACCAAUCAUAGAACCCAAGAUUGAUGUAGAAUCUGCUCGAUUUAUUAUCCGGCGUCUUGGUGACAAAUUCUGUGAACUUAUACAGCAAGAAAAGGAGGCACAUAUCUGCGCUGGGGAAAAUGCCAAAAUAGCAUGGAAAAGAGCUGUGACUGGUGUACGAGAGAUGUGUGACGUUUGUGAUACCACUUUGUUCAACAUGCACUGGGUGUGUCACAAGUGUGGUUUUGUGGUCUGCCUUGACUGUUACAAGGUCAAGGCCAAGGAGGUUGAGGGAGAUGAGGAUUCUGAUAAUGGAGGGAACAAGAUGGAGGACGAGGAUCAACGGCAGUGGCUCACAUGCAGUGCUAAUAGACAAGCCCAUGAUGUCGACAAAUUGAUGUUGACCCAGAUAAUUCCUGCAGACGCUCUUUGGGAGGUUGGUCGCAUGGUGCACGAGGUGCGUGACAGGUUCCAGAUCUUACGAGCAUGUCCUUGUAGUCCCAAAAUAAACACAAAGAAAAAUGGAAUUAGAACAGACUUAAUGAAUGAGGCCAUAAAACACUUAUCGCCAAAGAAAAAAUUGGUGAAUGGUGUUGGUGGUGAAGAGAAAUCUAAAACAAAAAACGGAAACAUUAAAAACGCAGUGUACAAUCCGGAUAGUACAUCGCCACUUAGUCUGCUGGCUGAUGUGGCAUCAAUGGACUCGGAGAAGACGAGAGACAGAAGUGAAUCUCCAUUACUUUCCAAGAAGAAAGAUGGAAAGAAUGGAAAAUCAUAUAAUCCUAUCACAGAGCCUGUAUCGCCAGGAAGCAGCGAGAAAAAGAUGCCACCGAGUUGUUCAACGUUAAGGGAAUUGCUUACAAAAACUGCUGGAAGUAAAGUGAAAAAUAACAGUGAAUCAAAAAAGAAAUCUAAGAACACAAGCUCUCUUAAUGACAUCAUUCAAAAAGUUGUAGAAAAACAUAUUCCUAAAGAGAUGGAGAAAAAUGGACCUCUGAACACUGUUACGGCUGACGAGCCAGAAAUUAAACUUUUGCAUUAUAAGCCACGUUUUGGGGCAAGUCACAUUUUAGUGCGGGAGACGCCUAUUAUAGCCCAUAAUCUAACAGAAACAAGUGUUCUGUACCCGGACGUUCCACAUUCGUGGCUAUGUGAUGGACGUUUAUUGCGACUUCACGAUCCACGUCACAAGGGGAAUCUUAGAAUUUUCAUGGAACAGUGGAAGCGAGGCCAGCCGGUACUGGUCUCUGGUGUAGACAAAUAUGUGAAUGGGGAUCUGUGGAAGCCAGCUUACUUCUCAAAACACUUUGGAGAGUUUGAAAAUGAUCUGAUCAACUGUAGAACUAGUUGUCUCGUCGUUAAUCAACCAAUGAAACAUUUCUGGGAUGGUUUUAGUUGCUUGGAAGAGCGUUUGGUGGAUGAGGAAGGUACACCAAUGUUGCUGAAGUUAAAGGAUUGGCCUCCAGGUGACGAUUUCAGUGACAUUCUGCCACAACAGUUUAACGACCUCAUGCACGCCCUUCCACUGCCAGAGUAUACCAAACGUGAUGGUCGCCUUAACCUUGUCUCUCGUCUGCCAGAUUUUCUAGUCAAACCAGAUCUUGGACCAAAGAUGUAUAUAGCAUAUGGUUCAGCUCAGUAUCCAAAGGAAGGCACAACCAACCUUCAUCUUGAUGUGUCGGAUGCCACCAAUGUUAUGGUUUAUGUAGGAUACCUAGAGGAUGAGGAAAGGGGGCGUAUCCCUAAGGACCAGGAAACAAACAAAGCCAUUGAAAUGGCCCGUUGUGACCCGAUCACGAAGCGCCGUAUACGAGAAGUAAGGGAGACACCAGGAGCACUCUGGCAUAUAUUUGAUGCCGUUGAUGCUGACAAGAUACGUGACUUCUUAAACAAGGUUGGCAAGGAACGGGGUGAGAAGAUAGAGCAGCACCACGAUCCAAUUCACGAUCAGAGCUGGUACUUGGACGAGGAAUUACGAGAUCGGCUAGCUAAGGAGUACAAUGUUCUCGGCUACACGAUACUUCAGUGCCUGGGAGAUGCCAUAUUUGUUCCUGCUGGGGCACCUCAUCAAGUGCGAAACCUGAAUAACUGUAUUAAAGUGGCAGAGGAUUUUGUUUCUCCGGAAAACGUGCACCACUGUUUUCAGCUUACACAAGAGUUCCGACAUUUGUCGGCUGGACACUCGAACCAUGAGGAUAAGUUACAAAUCAAGAACAUUGUAUAUCAUGCUAUUAAAGACGCAACAGCAGUGCUAAAUGAUGCCAGUCCUGAAGAUCUUGAGGACUAGAUACUUAGAUAUAUAAAAAAAGUCUGUCAGAAAGUUUAUGUGACAGAAGUGUGAAUCUUUUUUUGUGCUGAUAUUUACGCAUAGAUAGUGCUGAAUGUUUUUAAUAAGAAGCGCAGUAAUUUAACUGCAGAAAGACAAAUCACAAGGAAUUAAAGGGAGGUUACUAUAACAUUCCUUGUGAAAUGAAAUAGACGAAUGUUUAAUUUUUGUUCGAGAGUAUAAAGACCAGCAUGUUUGCACUCGAACUGAUGUGAUUAACCACUAAAAAAAAACGUGAUUGGACGUUUAGUAUUUUAUGUGUUAAGGUGGAUUGAUUUGAAAUGGAGAGACUGGAAUUACAAAGUUGUUGUAAACUUUUCUAUUGAUCUCAAUUACAUUUUAAUAUUAGCAUUGUUCUAGUUGUUAUUGUUGUUAUCAUACAUGUAGAUAUAUAGUCACAUGAUUGGUCAUAUGACUUGAUCAUGUGACUUGUAAACUGGGAACACAAAAAAAUAACAAGAGCUUGAUCUGCCCAAUAGCUUACGAUUUGUGCAGCAUUCAAAGCUUUUCUUCAUCUUUUAACUCUAUUUGAUUAGAAAUGCUUUCUAGUUGUAAAGGGCUUUGGUCAAAAUGGUUAAAAUUCUCGUAUGUAAUUAAUUUUUACCUGUACUUGACUGUUUGAGCCAGUGUUUUACUAACAUGUUUUUGUCAAGAGUUAAUUUUUUGUCAUUAAUAUUGCAGGUUUUUACCAUGCCCUGGAUUUCUCCAGGCUGGUAGACCAUUUAUUGUUUUGUUUUGGUUUAAACAGGGACUGAUUUAAAAAAAAAAUAAUAGGGCUUGCCAUUUAUCAUUUGAACCAUAUUUCAUUUUGGGAGCACUAGCCAUAUUGACUCAUUAUAUCAAUUGCGAUCUAUCACCUUUCAAAAACAUUUUCGAUUUACUGUCUCAAAUAUUUUUGCCCGUUAAAUUUCACGUUCUUGUAACAUUAGAAAAUGUGUUCAAAUAUUUUUUAAGAGACUGUUUAUUGUUACGCAGUCAUCUUUAAUAAUCCGCAGCAGUAGUGUUUCAUAUAGACAUGUAAAACAUGGUAUGUUUUGAAAAAUUUGUCUAUUAAUUAUAGUAACAAUUGUGUCGUUCUGAUUUAUAUUUAAUUUAUGUUACCAUUAUUGUUGCCUAUUUUUUUUUCUCUUUUUUUUUUUUAAUGUUUUUCGCUUACAUCGUAGACUCGUUAAAAUUUAUUAUAUUCAGAGUAUUGAGAGUAAAUUAUUGUGUGGGAAAAUUGCCAUUACAAAAUUAGAGCAUUGUUAAAUUGCGUUUGAACAUGCUAAAUUAAAUAACCAUUGAUUUAACAAUGGUGAAAUUAUUGUACACGUUUCUUGAGAAUACUUAUCAGAUUGUAGCGCUAUUAGAAAGAUGUAUAUUCUUGUUUAUCAUUGUUAACCCUUAUUUUCAGAUUGUUUAUCAUUAUGUAGUGUUGUUUAUGGCAUCUUGUGUCAAACCAUAAUAUGUUACACAUUUACAUUUGAUCUUUGUUACAUGUAAAUAUGCUAUAGAGCUAUUUUUAUAUAAAACAAAUCUAGCAUAUAUCUAUAUAUAUGGCUAUUACUGUCUUGAGCCCAGACUAUUGGGCUUUUAGAAGUCUAGGUUCUCUUAAUUGUUCCUAAUAAAAACAGAUUUCUCAAUAUAAA